This is a messenger RNA of Sphaeramia orbicularis (orbiculate cardinalfish), 1572 nucleotides long. RefSeq lists its product as uncharacterized. Bases 1 to 1302 code for a protein of 433 amino acids. The transcript has 9 exons. The record is from RefSeq and is a predicted model, not a curated record. NCBI's taxonomy places the organism in Eukaryota, Metazoa, Chordata, Actinopteri, Kurtiformes, Apogonidae.
AUGUCCAUCAGCAGCAAGUCAAAGCCGAGGUGCUUUGGGAGUGAUAUCCGCAGACUGCUGUUGGCUGCUGAAGCCGGUCAGAAGGCUGAUAUCCUGGCUUACUCCUCAGGGCAUCUGGGGCCCAGCAGCUUGAACCACAGUCGGCCUCCCAGGGAGAAAGAGCAGUGUUUCUGGAGGACGUCUCAGAGGCAGCCAAAAACUUCAAACCCUCUGACACUCCAGCAGAGACAGGCAAAAGAACUGGCCUAUGUAAAGAAAAAAGAAAUCAAAGACGGUUCGGCUGAGUUCACUGCUGGCUUUCCUUCGGCCCAGCCUGAAGCCUCAGGGUCAAGACAAGAUCAUACCACUGAUUGUUCUAUCCAGGCUGUCAGAGGAGAAGAUUCAUGUUUAAAUAAAAAGGAUUUUGGUUCCUUAAAGUCAGUGCCAGUGAAGUCUAAUGCCUUGGCCCCAGAAAAGUUGCACAACUCAUCAUCAGGGCCUUGUCGCAACCACAGUGACAAGGCACCGAUUAAAGAAGACCAGAUGAAGAUAAAGCAACACCCUGUCAAGCAGGACUUUUGGGGUGGAAUAAAUGCUGCAGAAUUGCAUGAGAGAAAACUGGAAAGGGAACUGAAGAAGCUGUCAACGCAGAGCUGGCCCAGCAGAGACCGGCUUGCGGUGUUCAGUGACGUCUUUGAUGAUGUAUGUGAAGGCUCUGCAGUAUUUGGACGCAUCCUGAGGGAAAUUAAGACAGAAUAUGAUUUGUAUGUCAACCACGUGAUGUCGUCGCAAUCCACUCUCCACAAUCCGUUACCACAUGCUUCGCAUGAGAAUCCUGGCAGUGAAACACUGAGGUCAGUGGAUUUGGAAGAAAAAGAAAAAGAAGUUCACUGGCUGGAGCAGGAGGCCAGGAAAACCCUCGAGGAGAAUCAACAACUCAGAGAUGUGUUACAGAACGUCCUAGCAGUCUUACGCCCGGAGGACAAAGACGUGAAGAAUGCAUCUCUGUCAGACAGUGGGACGACCACUGGGGGUGAUAACAGCAUUCAGUCCAAGAGGCUUCAGGUGUUAAACAUGUGGGUGGAGAUCCAGCAGCUGGAGGAGAUGAUUCAAGAGAAGCUGGUACCUGCAGCCACAGCCACUGCUACUGAAAGACGCAUCAGGAGCCUAAAGACUGAGAUAAUGAGACUAAUAGCCUCAAAUCACUGUCUGAAGACCACCAACAAGGAUCUUGAAAAUCAGAUUAACACAGUGCUCAAAAGAGAGAAAGUAAGCAAAGUCAUGCGACGGAUCUUAUGGGAUGAAAUACUGUCUGAUCUGUGAGCUUCAUCGACACCUGAGGAUUUCACAGCUUGUGAACAUUUAACAGCAUGAAUCAGACAAGGUUUAAUGUUAAAGGAGCGAUAUUUUGCUUUUUUAAAUGGGAUUAUGUAUUUUAAAACAUUUCCCUGUGGUCUAUAUAAACUGUAAAUGCUAUGCUUGGGUCUGAAUUCUUCAUUAAUUCAACUCCACAGGUCCAUCUUCAACCCCAUUUUUGAAUAAUGACUCGAGAAAGGUCGUUUAGAGCGAUGGCCCUUUAAAUGCAAAUGACCC